Trichophyton rubrum CBS 118892 is the source of this 666-nucleotide messenger RNA. RefSeq names its product adenine phosphoribosyltransferase. Bases 1 to 666 code for a protein of 221 amino acids. Gene Ontology annotation, cellular component: cytoplasm. Gene Ontology annotation, biological process: AMP salvage; adenine salvage. NCBI's taxonomy places the organism in Eukaryota, Fungi, Ascomycota, Eurotiomycetes, Onygenales, Arthrodermataceae. The transcript is spliced from 2 exons. The record is from RefSeq and is a predicted model, not a curated record. Gene Ontology annotation, molecular function: adenine phosphoribosyltransferase activity; adenine binding; AMP binding.
AUGAGCCUUCCCCCCUCCGCCGAUAACCAGCAGGCUUAUCGCGACAAGUCCAAUGCCUCUUCCACCACCCAAGUCGCCGGGGACGCCGCCUCCUCUGCCUCCCGCGCCGCCGAACUCGCCAGUCUUAAGGUGAAGCUGCGCUCGUCUCUGCGCCAGUUCCCGGAUUUCCCGUCUCCAGGUAUCCUGUUCGAGGAUAUCUUGCCCAUCUUCGCAGACCCUGCCCUCCACGAGUCGCUCAUCAGGGGCCUCGAGCUGCAUCUGCUCGAGACCUAUGGUGCAGACCAGAAACCAGAUGUCAUCGUCGGUCUCGAUGCUCGUGGGUUUCUCUUCGGCCCUACCUUGGCCCUGAGACUCGGGGCUGCCUUUGUCCCCGUCAGGAAGCAAGGAAAGCUGCCUGGACCGGUCAUCACCCAGGAGUAUCAGAAGGAGUACGGCAGUGACUUCUUCCAGAUGCAGAGCGAUGCCAUCAAGCCGGGCCAGAAGGUCAUCGUAGUCGACGACAUCAUUGCAACCGGCGGCUCUGCAUAUGCAGCAGGCUCCCUCGUACAAAAACUUGGAGGCAAUCUCCUCGGUUUUGUCUUCAUGCUUGAGCUCGACUUCCUCAAGGGCCGUGACAAGCUCCCUGCCCCGGUCUAUACCCUCCUCGCAACUCAAGAGAGCAAAUAA